AAGUUAUUUCGUUUAUCCGUUCACCGUUCACAUUCCGAACAGAUCAGAAAAAAAUAACAAUUUUUCAAAAACUUAUUUUCAAGCAGGUGGCACGAUUGUUUGUGCUGUUUGUUGACAUUUAACCUUGCAUGGACUAGUUUUUCUAUGAGUUUUUCCCCUCAAAAUGUUGUCUUUCUCACGAAAAAUCGACAAAACCGCCUUCAGAGCCCUCGAAAAGCACCUCAUACUCGCAUACUCCACCUCCAGCGAACCCCAACGUGAAGAGGAAUUUCGCGUCCUCAACCUCAAACAUGUCAAAGGCCAAACUGUUCAACGUCGCUCGGUCCGAAAAGCCGAAAUACAGCCCCCUCGAACCACCCAAAUGCCCGUGGAUCAAGACUGGGGCAACGUGUGGCCGGGCCCCCGGUCUUUCCACCCAGCCACUGUUCCUCUGCCCAUCAGACAGGGUUACACGCCGACGGGCGUAGCCCCCGGUAAAUACGCCAACGCGGAGUUGAUGAAAAUCCCGAAUUUCCUCCACUUGACGCCCCCCGUGAUCAAAAGACAGUGCGAGGCUUUGAAGAAGUUUUGCACUCCCUGGCCCAAAGCCCUCGACAGUGACGAGAAGUGCGAGAGGUUUUUCCCCUUGGAGGUGGCCUCGAGUGACUAUUGUCACUCCUCGCCCACAAUCAGGGACCCCUUGGCUAGAAUUGUGAGUGUUAAGUUCAAAUUGGGGGUCUUGGGGCUUGAAGGCCGGGCCAAAGACAAGUUUUUGAGGCUUGUGGGGGAGCGGUACGACGAGCAAACUGACAUUGUGACUAUUGUAACAGACAGGUGCCCCCUCAAGAAGCAGAAUUACGAUUACGCGAUGUAUCUAAUCACAGCGCUUUAUCACGAAUCUUUGAAUGUUGAGCCGUGGGAAGAACUGAAAAGUGAGGCCGAUAUGGAGGUCUACAUUUGGGAAAAUAAUGCCUCAAAAACAAGCAUUGAAGCAUUGUUUGGGAAGGAAGCCAAGGAAAUUGAAAAUGUCGAACAAUAUUCACAAGCGGUGGUCCGAUAUAUGAACGAAGGGGAAAACCAAUACACUGUAGAGCAAUACGGGGACGCUGUCAGGAAAAUUCUAAACUUGCCUCCAGUCCCUAGAUAAUUAAUUUUAGUAUAUUGUAGGUGUAAAAAAUAAAAUGCGUAUCGAAAAUACAUUUUUGACCUCCUAA
Molecule: messenger RNA, 1193 nt
Organism: Tribolium castaneum (red flour beetle)
Lineage: Eukaryota; Metazoa; Arthropoda; Insecta; Coleoptera; Tenebrionidae
Gene: mRpS35
Product: mitochondrial ribosomal protein S35
Exons: 4
Coding region: 164-1126 (320 amino acids)
Biological process (GO): mitochondrial translation
Cellular component (GO): mitochondrial small ribosomal subunit
Molecular function (GO): structural constituent of ribosome
Source: RefSeq, a predicted model, not a curated record